Penaeus vannamei (Pacific white shrimp) is the source of this 564-nucleotide messenger RNA. The record is from RefSeq and is a predicted model, not a curated record. Lineage: Eukaryota; Metazoa; Arthropoda; Malacostraca; Decapoda; Penaeidae.
AUGCCGGAGCCACACUCGGAGGCAGUGCGUCGAGCAGCUGGAGGACACCCUUGUGCAGGUACGCGCCACCAUCAGCUCCUCCACGCAGCCGGCAUAACGAUCAAAUUCGCCGAGGAGACUAGGAAGUUCUGCGGGGAGGCUUCGACUUCCAAGGACGAGACUAAAGGCAAAGAAGACCUGGACCGGGAAGCCAAGUUCGCUUCUGAUGACGAGGGUGAUAAUAAGGACCAGGAGGAGGAGGAGAACGAGGACGAGGACGAUCUCGACUGGGAAAUAAUUUUCGCCUCUGACUACGACGAGGAAGGAGGAGAACAAGGGCGAGGACGAGGACGACCUCGACUGGGAAGAUUAAAAAAUCAUACAAGAAGGAGAACGAGAACGACCUCGACUGAGAAGUCAUUUUCGCCUCAGACGAAUCAGACAAGGAUGAGGAUGAGGACAAAGGCAACUCGGAAGUCCUUUUCACCUCUGACAAAGAAGGUCAAAAAGAAACUGGCCGGACUUUCAGCAAAGGAAAGAGAGGAAAUUGUGAUAAGGAUGAAGCACAAGAUCCCUUGUCAGUGA